AUGGAUCUGACUACCAACUACUACUAUCUACUGGAUGGGGCUGGAAUAACUGCCUGGCAGCUCCGGUUCCGCCGCGAGUUGCACCGAUUGUCCCUCCCCCACAUGCAACCACAGAGCGUACUGUGUAGACCAGCCAAUGUCCCGCGCUAUGGAGGUCGGUAUCGGCACCCGUGGAAACAGCAAAAGACCGGCUCAUGCCUUACCUCAUUGACCAUUGCCGAUUCAUUUGAUCGAUUUGUUGAUGAUGGUGUUCUGUGUGACCAGUGCCGGAGUCGCAAGACUAAAUGCAACCGUGUCUCUUCCUGCUCCACCUGCAUCGCUGCCAAUCUAACAUGUCGCAUUACCCGCCAGGCCCAAAUCACGGCCGACAGCGACUCCAGUAUGCCCAAUGUUGAUAAUCCCAAUCUAAGAGAGUUGGAGGAGGACACUACUAUUCUUGGCUCAUUUUGCUGGAUCUAA
Aspergillus niger is the source of this 459-nucleotide messenger RNA. RefSeq lists its product as hypothetical. Bases 1 to 459 code for a protein of 152 amino acids. Lineage: Eukaryota; Fungi; Ascomycota; Eurotiomycetes; Eurotiales; Aspergillaceae. The record is from RefSeq and is a predicted model, not a curated record. Gene Ontology annotation, molecular function: zinc ion binding; DNA-binding transcription factor activity, RNA polymerase II-specific. Gene Ontology annotation, biological process: regulation of DNA-templated transcription. The transcript is spliced from 3 exons.